UGUGGUAAUCAUGAAUUUAUGGUGAAUUUUAUUGUUAAUUGUUUAUAGUCUUUUUAUUUCUCAAGAAUGAUCAUAUGUUCCUUAAUAAAUCGGCAAGUGAUUGCGUUGUAGCACAUUCAUCAAUUAAUUUCCCCAUAUCUCGGAAACCAUCACAAAGAUAUUGAAUUAUGACUAGGGCUUGUUUGUUGCUCGUCAAGAUCGGUUUUUGCUUGUGAAAUCAAAACUCUUAUUUAGUUUUGUGGGUUUCCUUGUCAAAUCUCAACGUUGAUUAUCAAUUGACUAAAAUUAGAGUUUUCAAUGUUUAUACGAUGAACUGGAAGCCUGGAUUAUUAUACAUUAAGAUGAUAAUGGAUUAUUGUCUUCGGUCAGUGUUCUUAUGUCUGCAUGUGUAGAGCAUUGCUAACCAUGGAUUCCACAUAACACGCAUAUCACAUGGUAUUUUUGAGACAUAUGAUUUCUGUUUAUUGCUUUUCCCUUUAUAAGCUUUUGUUUUGAAACUAGGCAGGGAUUCAUGAUAGAGCAUUGAUUCUGAUUUGGAACUCGAAUUUUUUCAUGUUUCCUUUUUGGGUAGCCGCUUGAUUCAAUCACAGUAAUAGAUUCAAAAUAGCUUUACAUGCAAUACUAUGCUGAAACUUCACAAGUCUAUACCCAGUCAUAGCUAAAUCAAUGUUUAAUUCCCUGUUUGGAAUGUAGCUGUUGGGUUUCUUGUGUUCUAUAGUUUGUGUCAAUUGUCUAAUAAAAAAAUUAUGUUUAUAGUUAAUUUGACCAGGCAGAAUCAGAAGUUUGAAGCUUCUGACUCUAUCUGAACUACCAAUAUUUUUCUAUAAUCUACCAAGGUUUAUUUAUUGGUGUUUCAGUAUUAUCUGACUACCAAUAAUUUUUUAUAAUCUACCAAGGUUUAUUUAUUGGUGUUUCAGUAUUAUUUUUUCCACAAUGGACGGUAUGUGGAAGCUAUGUUUCCAAAGACAAGCAUGUUUAUGCAUGCCCGCCCUCAUAGAGGUGUUCGCUCACGCCCGCCCUCAUAGAGGUGUUCACUCACGCCCGCAUGUGCAUUUGCACCUUUGCAAUUCCGUUUUUGUGCAUAAUGACCCCACAUUUGCUGAGAUGCUUAUCUAUGAAUUGCCUACAUUUUGUCCAUCCCUCCCACAACUGAACGGCUUCUUCCCCAAGCCAUCUCUAGAUAGCACACCCACUGCUGCUUUGGUUGCCCGACAAAUAUGAUGAAAAGUGAUUCCCCAAUGGUUGUGAAAGUCCCUUGGCCCGCAAUCCUGCAUUAGUUAGUUUGUUGAUGGCUCGACUAAUUGCACUAUAAGGAUUGUCCUCUAGUAUUAGCAUGCCUAAAAUAAACUAGCAGAACUUUGAGCCCUAUCAGCUUUUGUUGUAUCCAAAUCACAUGAAUGACUCUGUCCACCCGUUAGAUAAGGGGGUUCCUUAUAGAGCUGCCAUUAAAACUGAUAUUCAAGAGCACCGCAAGGAUAGGCGUCCAACGAGUAUCAGGCUUAGCUUCUCACCUCCCAUUAUAAGUUACUCCAUAAUGCCCCAGGUAACGGCCAACGAACAAAGACCCCAAUAGAGGCAUCGUCUGCUAUGAGGAAUGGGCGGAUAUUCUAGGAGCAUAGCACAAAUGCAACAGUGGAUGACAUCACCUGACUUUCUCGGAAGGGGUUUAGGACUGAAGAUGAUGGUCCACAAAUUCCUUAUUGUCCCUGCACAUGUAGCAAAUCACAUAUAGAGAAAAUGCAAUCCUCAGUGUUGGAGAUGAUUGGUGAGGAAUGGACUAAAUUCUAAGGGAGGUGGUUAAAUUCUAGGGGAGGUGACUACUUCGGCCUUGAAUGGUACCCAAUAAAAGAGAGUUAUGAUGGAUGGCAUGCUGAGCAGUUGAAUCAAGUUGCAAUCUAUGGGCCGCUCAACUAUAUACCAUGAUAUGGUGAGAUCGAUCAAGCCUAACUUCAAUGAGCACUCUUAGGUUUAAAUGGGUCUGGCAUGGAUUGUUGGUUUAGAAAGGGACUCCUUGGAGGAAACUUUGUGUCUUUCCAUGGCCAUUGGGGUUAUGUGACUCGAUAUGAUACAGUCAAAAGCUCAUCUUAUGGGCUUAAGAGAUGCUCUGAUUAACUCUUUACUUCCCGAUGUAGCGCAAGGAGACUGCCUUAAAUGUGUUCAGAUGGAUGAGGAAGGACUUAGUGGUCCUAGACACGUCGCCCUUAUCUUUUUCAAGGUGUUUUUGCCUGUGGUGAUUACCUGGUUUCCUUUUGGCAUGUCCCAAUCUUCCAUGUAGGACGAACAAGGAGGCAGAUGUAUUGGCGAAGGAAGUAGUGGUCUGUAUUGACCUUUCAAGAAAUAAUCCUGUGUUUGUCUCAAUUUGGUUGCUCCCAUGCAUCUUGGCCUGGGCCAUCAAAAACGUUAUGGAGUGUGUUGAUGAGUGGGCAAGAUCAUGUUGCAGUGCCUAGAGGGAAUCAAGCACCUCUGUGGUUUCGUACUUCAGUGUUUUGAUAUUGAUUUUCAUAAGCAGUCAAGAGGCCUUGAAGACCCUGAAGUAUUAGCAAGGGAAACUGUUUUUAGUGUUAGUGAAAUCGAAGCACUGUACGAAUUGUUUAAAAAGAUCAGCAGUGCAGUAAUCGACGACGGGUUAAUUAACAAGGAGGAGUUCCAAUUGGCAUUGUUCAAGACAAAUAAGAAGGAGAGCUUAUUUGCAGAUCGGGUGUUUGACUUGUUUGACACCAAGCACAACGGAAUAUUGGGUUUUGAGGAGUUUGCACGGGCACUUUCUGUUUUUCAUCCAAAUGCGCCAAUUGAUGAUAAAAUUGAGUUUUCCUUUCAGUUGUAUGAUCUCAAACAGCAGGGAUUCAUUGAGCGACAAGAGGUGAAGCAAAUGGUAGUGGCUACACUUGCCGAGUCUGGCAUGAAUCUCUCAGAUGAUGUAAUAGAAAGCAUAAUUGAUAAGACAUUUGAGGAGGCAGACACGAAACAUGACGGGAAGAUAGAUAAGGAAGAGUGGAGGAGUCUUGUUUUACGACAUCCCUCCCUCCUUAAGAAUAUGACCCUGCAAUAUCUCAAGGACAUCACAACUACCUUCCCGAGUUUUGUGUUUCACUCGCAAGUGGAUGACACUUGAGUUCUCCGUAUCUUCUCUUUUCUUUUUCCGUACGUCUUUCUUCUGGAAGCAUUAGGAAAAUCAGGGAGGAUGUUUCUGAUUUAUUGUUUUUAGAUUACAUGGGUGAUUUUAAUUUACUAAAGUUCCUUUGGUGCCAACACAGAUGGGUGUUUUAUAGAGAACAUGGUGUGGAGAUUGUAUCUUUAAGUACAUAUUUUUCUGCUUCUUAAUAUGGAUUCCUCUGGAUUGUCUUCCUU
Amborella trichopoda is the source of this 3348-nucleotide messenger RNA. The record is from RefSeq and is a predicted model, not a curated record. Lineage: Eukaryota; Viridiplantae; Streptophyta; Magnoliopsida; Amborellales; Amborellaceae.